This is a messenger RNA of Symbiodinium sp. CCMP2456, 4506 nucleotides long. The record is from the annotation of a GenBank genome assembly. Lineage: Eukaryota; Dinophyceae; Suessiales; Symbiodiniaceae.
AUGCGGGAGGACCAGGAGCAUGGCAGCCAAGAGCGAGAAAUUCCGAUCCCUCCGGAUGGAGCUCGCGAGGCAUGGGCGAGCCAUUUCCCGGCAAACACGGUUAUUACUUCGAAGUAUACGGUCUUGAAUUUUGUUCCCAAAAAUCUAUGGGAGCAGCUUCACAAGGCUGCGAAUCGAUAUUUCCUGUUCAUCUCUGUUGUGAUGUUCAUCGGUAACUACACUCCUUUGUUCUAUGGCUUCAUAAAGUUUUACUCCACGUUCGCAGCCUUGCUCAUCAUGAUGACAGCAUCAGCCGUUAUCGCAGUCAUCGAUGACAAGCGCCGGCAUGAGGCUGAUGUCAUUACCAACAGUCAAAUAGCGCACCGGAUCAAGGCCGACGGAAUGGGAGGCAAGGGGUUCGUCUCCGAGGAUGUGAUUUGGGCAGACGUUCGUGUCGGUGAUGUCUUAGUUGUGGCUGGAGAGGAGGAGUUUCCGGCCGACUUGGUGCCGCUUGCAUCAUCCAGUGAGGGUGGGUGCUAUGUGUCGACAGCGAAUCUCGACGGCGAAACAAACUUGAAGCUCAAAGAACCAGCUUCAUCUACACAAAGGGCUCUGGUUGGAGGCGCGGGCGACGCGCGGCCCUUGCUGGACCAAGCCGUUGAGAGGCUCCACUCCCUGGGUGAGAGUUUUCUUGUGGCGGAGGCGCCGCAGAAAUCGAUUCACACCUUCAAGGGCUGCCUUCGGACUGGCGCUGAAGUGGAAGAGCCCUUGAACUCCAAGAACUUUCUUCUCCGUGGAACGGUCUUGAAAAACACGUCCUGGGUUUUGGGAGUGGUUGUCUACACGGGACCGGAGACACGGAUGGUGAUGAACUCUAGGAAGGCAAAGGCCAAGUAUGCCAACAUCGAGCAGGUGAUCAACCGAUCCAUGCUGGUCGUCGUGGGUGCACAAUGCUUGAUGGCGCUCAUCAACGAUAUCGUGUACCUCAUGACCAAAGAGCAGUUCAUGAGCUACUGGUAUCUGUUUCCCACCGGACCAUCGCAAAAGAUCAUCCUGCCAGAGAGUAUCGGCUACUGGCUCACAUUUUUCGUGCUUUACUCGAAUUUGAUGCCCAUAUCCCUCUAUUUCACCAUGGAGGUAUGCAAUACUGCGCAGGCUUACUUCAUAAAGAACGACAUUGAGAUGUAUGAUGAGGGCCAGGACUGUCCCGCGAAUGCGCGAACAACGAAUCUUUGCCAUGAGCUUGGACAAGUUUCGUACAUCUUCUCAGACAAGACAGGAACGCUGACGCAGAACAUCAUGGAACUUAAGCGCCUAUCCAUUGAAGGCAGCGUGUACGGCGAAGUUGGAGAGGAGUACGGCUUUCAGGGCCGAGCCGAAAUGAUGAUGGCGAGGUACGAGGACUCAAGGAAGAAUGCUGGCAUAGACGCCGCGCUUGAGGUGUUGGCGGUGUCGCAUACAGUGGUGUCCACUCGCGAUCGAGCAGGCAACCUCAAAUACGAGGCCGAAAGCCCUGAUGAGGGAGCUUUGGUGGAGGCAGUGCGAGGUUUGGGCUGGAGUUUCAUUGGCCGAACAAACGAGGAAUUGACGGUGGAGGUGGAUGCUGAAGGCUCCAAGACUCCCCGGGUGUAUCAGGUUCUGGCGCUGAAUGCCUUUACCUCAGCCAGGAAGCGCCAAUCCGUCGUCGUGCGACGACCAUCUGGGGAGGCACUCCUCCUCGUCAAGGGUGCCGAUGACAUUAUGCAACAGCUCGCCAAAGAUCCACGGUCCUUUCCCGAGGAGCAUCUGCAAAUGUUCGCGAAGCAAGGCCUGCGCACGCUGGUGCUCGGGAGGCGGUUCCUCGCCGAUCAGGAACUCCAAUCCUGGCAAGCCGACUACGCCAAAGCCCAGUCCUCCAUGGAGGACAGAGAGGCAGCGCUUGCGGCGGUUGCUGCUCGGAUAGAGAGUUCGCUGGAGAUCGUCGGCGUCACAGCCAUUGAGGACAAGUUGCAGGUGGGCGUGCAGGAUGCGAUCGUCAAGAUUCGGCAGGCUGGGAUCAAACUCUGGGUGCUGACAGGUGACAAGCUGGAGACGGCAAAGAAUAUCGGCUUCAGCACUCGGGUGCUCAGUAACGACAUGGAGAUUUACAGUCUGGAUUCGUCCCCAGACCGACCAAUAGAGGACGAGCUGCAUCAGGUUCUUCGAAGCGCGAAGCAGGCCGACACUGCUCGGCGCACGCUGGCCCUCAUCGUGACGGGCCACGCGCUGGAGGAGAUACUGCAACCGAUAGGGAGGAGCAGCUCCAGCGGCAGGAUGCCAGCGAGCAAGCCCAAAGGAAUUCUGCAAGACCAGCUCUUGGAGGUGGCUAUGCUCUGCUCUGUCGUGAUCGCCUGUCGCGUGUCACCACUGCAGAAGGCGGAGAUCGUGAAGAUUGUGAGGAGAGGCGUGCAUCCAACGCCCGUGACCUUGGCAAUAGGUGACGGCGCGAACGACGUCCCAAUGCUUCAGCAAGCGCAGGUUGGAGUGGGCAUCUCCGGCAGAGAGGGCAGGCAGGCAGUCAACUCUGCGGAUUUUGCCAUCGCACAGUUUCGGUAUUUGGUCCGACUCUUGCUUGUGCAUGGGCGCUGGAAUUAUCAACGCGCAUGCAAGUUCGUCAUCUACAGUUUCUGGAAGAACGCAGUGCUGCCCAUCUGCAAGUCUAGCCUGCCUGCGAAGGGGGCGUUGGAUGGGCAGCGCGGGGCCAACUGCUGCAAAGCGGUGGUCUUGCGCGUCGGCUCGGUCGCGGUACUCCUGAUGUUCUACUACACUUUCUUUUCUGGCUAUGCAGGUCAAAGCCUUUUCGAAGACAUGGUGCGAGCUUCGUACAACUUCGUACUGGCAUUUCCAAUCAUUACGACUGGCAUGUUCGAGCAGGACUUGGAGGAAGAGCAGAUCUUGGCCAAUCCUGCACUCUAUGUGAAUGGACGCGAAGGCCUUGACCUCAAUGCAUCCAAACUUGUUGAGAUGCUUCUGUCUGCAGCAGUCCAUUCCUGCGUGAUCGGCACUGUAAUGCUCCUGGUUUGCCACGACAUGUAUGUCCUGAAAGCUGGUGACUUCUACACCUUCGGCACGAUUGUGUUCACCGUUCUUGUGAUCGCGAUGAACUACCGAGCGGCAUUCCUGACAAGGACUUGGAACGUGGUGACAGUUGCUGGGCAGCUCUGCUCCUUCUUGAUCUACGCGUUGUUCCUUGCCGUCUACUGCUGCAAAUCCGUGAGUGACAAGCUGCAGCCUUGGAUGUACGGCGUCCCCGGCCGCAUGAUGAGCAGCCCUCAGUUCUGGAUCUGCGCAUUUACUGUGCCAGCUCUUGCCAUGGUCAUCGAUGUCUUCAAGGCGUACCUGCUGACCGAGUUCUGCCCAGAUCGCUCGCAGAUCAUCAUGGAGCGAUGGAAGGAAGACAAGUGCCUCUUUGAAGAGGAGCGCUCGAAUGAGGAAGAGGCAGAGGCUCCGGCAGACUGGCCUGGUCGCUUAUCGCCACCGGCCGAUUCUCAGCGGUCAUCACCAAGACCCCGAUUCCAAAGAUGGUCCUCCUACGACUUCGCUCAUCCGGGUGGCGAGCCGAGGCACCACAGCGCUUUCGUCAAUUCGCACCCCACAGCCGGAGAUCUGUCCCUGGUUGGCGCAUCAGAGCCGGUGGAUGGCUACAGGAGGACUGCGACUGGUGUCACGGCCACAAGUGCCUCGAGCACCACGGCGCUGCAGCUCCCCUCUCUGCAGGAAAGCGACUCUUCGUCCGAGGAGGCCCGACGCACCGGAAGAGCCGACGGAGAGUUCACCGCUCACAACCAGAACUCCCCUGACCGUUCUCGCUUUGCUCAGCAACAGCUGCCUCGCAUUCAAAUCGACUUCACCCCGGGCAAGGCACAGAUCCAAGGUAGAAGUGAAGUGAGCUGCAGCGUGGGAUUCAUUUUGUUCGGGAAUACCGUUCCGCAGCCUGACGAGGUCAUGGGGGCAGCAGCUGUUGUGGGCAGUUUGCUGCUGAUUUUGGGGUUCACCGUCUUGCAGCUUGGGGAGCACGCGGUUGAGGCGACAUUGCAGAGCUCAUCCGUGAGAGCGCGCUUUGGUGUAGAGGAUGGAGUAAUCAUGGAUGCCUUUGGCCACCUUGUCCAGAUCCGGAUUCGCUAUGGCGGUGCGGCGCGCACUGGCUCAGUGCCGUUUCAGAUGCGAGCAGAUGUCGCGGUCGCCUUGGCUGGCGUUGAGCACAUGGCCGACUGCGAUGUAUCAUCUGGCACCUGCAGCAUGCAAGUCUCCUUGAGCCAGGACAUGCCUCCACCAGUUCGUGUGCUUUACCAUCUCGAUCCGUUUUACCAGAACUUCCCGACCUACAUUGCUUCAGGUUCUACCUCCGGUGCAUGGGGAGAGCUGACAGGCAAGUGGUUCGGCCAUGACGAGCGGCAGAAGCAUUGUCCCGAAGCGUCCACAAGAAUGACAGAGACCGGCGACGUAAUUUUCCCCUGCGGCUUGCAGGCCACAAGCCUUUUCAACGAUACCUUCGAGCUUGGGACAUAA